Messenger RNA from Rhinocladiella mackenziei CBS 650.93, 1014 nucleotides. RefSeq lists its product as uncharacterized. The transcript is spliced from 2 exons. NCBI's taxonomy places the organism in Eukaryota, Fungi, Ascomycota, Eurotiomycetes, Chaetothyriales, Herpotrichiellaceae. Bases 1 to 1014 code for a protein of 337 amino acids. The record is from RefSeq and is a predicted model, not a curated record.
AUGCCUAUAUUUUCCGACACCGCAGGAGCAUACGGAGCAGGUUUAUCCGCCAAUAUACGAGCGGCGUACGGCUUUCUGGCACACAACUACGAUCCCAAUCCAGGUGACGAGAUCUUCUUCUUUGGCUUCUCUCGCGGCGCCUACACGGCCCGUUCGACCGCGGGGUUAGUGAACAAACUUGGUUUGCUCACCAAACGAGGCAUGGAUUAUUUCCCAGAUGUCUAUGAUGAAUUCCACGACGAUCCCACUAGUAAACCAGACUUUGAGUUUUCAGCGGAGCUCCUCAAGAAGAUUGGCAAUGAUGUUGUUGAACAAGCUAAGGAUGCGGUCAAGAUCGUGGGCGUGUGGGACACCGUUGAAUUCCAUGGUGAAGGGCUGGGGGAAGAAAAGAUCGAAUUCCACAAUGCCAAACUGUCACCUCGUGUUGCUUAUGCCUAUCAUGCUCUUUCGCUGGACGAGCGCCGCUGGCCCUCAGGAUACGAAGUCAACAAGGACGGUACAGGCUUGCAAUGCAUGAAGCAACUUUGGUUCUCUGGAGCACACAGUGACGUUGGUGGUGGCAAGUAUGAUCCAGGUUGUUCCGGCAUUGCGUUGGGAUGGAUGCUUGCGCAUUGCAACAAGGACAAGAAGUUGGCGCUUAUCGACGAAGAUCCCUAUGAGCCGACCAAUCCGAACGAGUACUAUCUCCUUCCAGACCGGUUGAAGCCGAAUCCAAAUGUCCAUUGGACUUGCCUGGCCAAUAAGCCAGAUCCAGAUCCUCUUGAUACAUGGUGGGACAAGGCCUGGGAUAAGCUCCAGAGCAUCCCUAGCGUAGAUCGCAAGGCUUUUUCCCCUGGAGAAUACGAUGGAAAGAAUCCAUCGUUCCAUCAACGAUCGGAAUCUCAAGGCCUGGCCGUGUGGGAUGCUCACCGGAAAUCAUCAUGGAGGAAGUUGGGAGUUGAAGCCCUCCUCCGCCGGGAAGGAUGGGAAGGCUCUGAUGCAGGCGGAAACGGAUCCGGUCGCGGACCAGAUUGA